Molecule: messenger RNA, 3570 nt
Organism: Chroicocephalus ridibundus (black-headed gull)
Lineage: Eukaryota; Metazoa; Chordata; Aves; Charadriiformes; Laridae
Gene: FAM161A
Product: FAM161 centrosomal protein A
Exons: 7
Coding region: 45-2453 (802 amino acids)
Biological process (GO): cilium organization
Cellular component (GO): ciliary basal body; cilium; photoreceptor connecting cilium
Source: RefSeq, a predicted model, not a curated record
GAGCGGGCGGUCCGACCCCCCCCCGGCGCUGUGGCCGCGGGGCCAUGGACGCGGCGCACCGUGCGGCGCUGCUGGCCGCCUCCUGCCUCCGCGCCCCGCGGGACCCGCGCACCCGGGCGCCCGCCGCGCUCUACGAGCGGGGGCCGCCGCCCGCCGCCGCGCAGGAUGGUUUUGCUUUGGAUUCAAAUACGGACAGAGAGCAGACCCUCUCUCUACAUGGAGACCCUGAUGACUGGAUAGACUUUUCCAAAAUAUACAAUUCAAACCAAGAAUACUACUUGAAGCUCGAGGAGCUGAAGAACGCCCACUUGGAGACCAUGGCACAAUUAGAAAGUAUGUAUCGGAAUAAACUAUAUUUAAAAGGAGUACAACCCUUGGAGAAGAAAAAUGCUGCUUCUAAGAUGUGUUGUAGGCCAACCUGGGAGAAGAGCUCGUAUCAGCCUCUAAAUUUGCGCAAAUCCUUUUCAGACUCUGACUUAAGUGACCCCUUAGGCUCAAGUAUAUCUGAGGGGUCUGACAGAGAACUGGCGUUUGAAGAAAACGGGAGUGAAACUGGAUCAUCUGCGUUUGCUAAGGAACGGAUUGAAAAAAUGUGGGACGGGUUCAGUGUGGAAGACUACGUCUCCCGCACCAAACACAGCUGCUUACCAAGGUCACCAGCCUUCAGAAUGCUACGGAAGAAACAGAAAGCGUGGUCACCAAAAGUUACUGUGCCCAGGCCUUUCCAGAUGACUAUUAGAGAAGCCAAAAAAAAAGAACAGAAUCUCAAGUCAAAGUCACAGAUUGAAUUGGAAAAUAACUUACUGAAGAAGCAACUAGAGGAAGAAGCAGAGUGUCAGAAAAAAUUCCGAGCCAAUCCAGUGCCUGCUGCCAUCUUCCUUCCGCUCUACCAUGAAAUCGUGCAACGAAACGAGGAACGCAGGAGGUCUGUGAAAGAGAGAAGCAAACUCAAGCUCUUGGCUUCUCAGAAGCCAUUUAAAUUCAUUGAACGAGAGAAGCAAAGGAGUGAAAUUAGGAAAAUGCAAUUACGAGACCUUUCCGCACCCGAAAAGAAAACAAAACUGUUCAAAGCAAAACCAGUUCCCAAAUGUGUUUAUAGUCCGGCUGUUACCGACAAGCUAAAGGAGGAAGAGCUCUACAGAGAGAUCCGGAUCAGAAUGAGAGCUGAGGAGCUGCUGCGUAAUUCCUCUCUACCCAACAGCAGACUGGCUUUAACGGAUACCAAUAAACAGAAGAAACACAAGUGCAUUGAACCAAAGCACACAGAACAUAAACCCAAGAUCAAAUCAAGUGUUCCAGAUUUUGAACUGCUCCACCAGAAGUUUCAGAAACGGCUCUUGCAACAAAAACACGUGAAGCACCUUACAGUCUGUGAACCUUUCGAUCUUCGUACUCCAUCUAUUCCCUCAAACAAGGGGAAGAUUCUGAAGGACAUUCAAGAGGAUGAAGAGAAGUUGAAAGAAACACGCUGGCCGUAUGCCUCUCCACGACGGAAACCUCAAAUGAGACGUUCAAGUGCAAAUUCACAUCUCUCAGGAUUUGGAGAAUGUAAAUCACCAAAAAGCACAGAAUGCGCAAGACGACGGCUACAAGCCAUAAGGAACUCACUUGAGGAAAAGAGAAAGCUGGAAGAACAACAAAAAAGGAACAGAACAAUCCAGAAACAAAGAACAAAAAAACUCCAGAAAAUUGUAACAACUCGGGCUGAGGCCAAUGACCCACAUCAGAGCCUAGCUCAGAUCUCUAAAUCCAAAUUAAAAACAUUCAGGAAUUACGAGAAGCAGAGAAUGCAAGAAUAUUUGCAAGAGUUGCAAGAAAUGGAAGAAAGAGUAAAUCAGAGGCCAUUGCUUUUUGAAAGAGUCACUCAGAAAAAUGCCAGAAUAGCUGCAGAAAAGCAUUAUUCUAACAGACUGAGAGCGUUGGGGAUACGCCCGGAGUUUGUUUCAAUGAAAGGACAAACAACUAAAUUGCUACAGUCCUCCACUCCUGAAGAUUUUAAUAACUCCACUGAUGCCAGAGAAAGAGCCAGCGAGGAUAAAGUGAACGAAAGGGAAUCCUUUGAGGAAGCAGCUGACAGUAGUCCUCCGUCUGAGCAGUCCUGCGAGGAGGAGGAAGAGAAGAGAAAAGGUGUCAAAGCCUCCACCCGGCAUGGCCAGUCCAGUCAGCUGGAGGAUGGGGAGGAGGCGAGAGCCAGCCCCACCUCGGACCAGCACCGUGAAGAUGAGGAGGAGGAGGAAGAAGAGGAAGCAGAAGCAGGCCCAUCACUUGGCCGCUCCCAGGAGGGGGAAGAGGAGGGUGAUGAUCAGUCAAGAGCCAGCUCUCGGUCUGACCAGUCCCAUGAGCCUGAAGAGGGUCGGUGUGACCCUGAAGCUGAGGGUGACUUCGGAUACGAGGACGAGGAAUACGAAAGUGAUGAUUCAGAAGAGAAACCCAGCGAUGAAGAAGCUGACUGAAGGGGAGGCAGACAGGAUGGCCCGCGGCUCGGGAACCUAUUUCAUUGCUGGCAGUGAAACAGACACCAAAGAAAAACGGAUACAAAAUUCUGUGAAUUUAAAGCUCUUAGCUUAACGCUCACUCCAGCACAGAAAUUUUGUCUAUUUUCCAGUAAGAAAGACAAAGUUACUAAUUUCCACCAAGAAAAUAAUUUAAUUUUAUACUAAUCUUCUUUAUUCUAGUCUUCUGCGACUAGAAUACACUGAGAGUGGCCACUUAAACUUCUACAGAGAUUCUUUAACACUUACAGACAAGGUAGAAAACUAAGUCAGUAGAAUAAUAUGUUAUACUGCAAAUCUUGUAUUACUGUCUCAUCAAGCCCCAAAACUGUUCUUUCAACUCCAUUUUGUUUUGAAGAGCUCUUCCCAUGAUCAUGGAUAAUCAUUCUUCGUAACAUAGCAACAAAUGCUGACAUUAACCUUCAAAUUUCUUUAUUGAGGCAGUAAACUUACACUGUAAAGAGAGAAUCUUAUUACAUCAGAUAAAAAUGUAGCCCAGCAACUGUAGGGACAUGAAGGUACGGAAAGAAGUGCUUUAGUACCUUUUCUUAGCCACUUGCUACUCAGGACUUGCGCUACUACAUAACAUAGACUGCAGAGGGGAGGUCUGGAUUUGUUGUUCUUCUUUAUAUCAGUAGUACCUUCUACUAUCAGGAGCUUUCUUGCACCUGUCGUAUGCAAUGUUAGGAGAGGUAAUAAAGAAAAGAAUGCACCCGCGUGACAGACCACAAACAAGGAUUUCAAACAAGCUUUGGCUGGACAGAGUACAAUGCAACACUGCUCAGGUGCUCAAAACCUGCUCAUUGAAAAGUAAAUGCAUUUGUUCAAACUACCAGGUGUGCAAAGGCGUCCGCAAUGACUAAUAAUAAGGAUUUUUUUAUUAUUAUUUUCGUCCAUGCUGCAUGCAAGAGCACUGACUAACUCUGUUGUUAUUUCUUCCUCCUGACUUUGAGAAACUGUGUAACAGUGUUUGUAAGAUUUUUAUCAUUAUUACUUUUAUUUAUUUUUGAAGCGUGAGCAUAACUAAUAUGAAUUGGAAACUUUUUUUUUUACUUAAAUAAAAUACCCAUUGUAUAUA